UUCGGCUACUUUCACUGCAUUAGAAAUAGAAAUGAGGCAGAUAUAAACGGAGUGGUUCUGUGUUUGAGUAUCACUUUUGAUUUGUGGUAAAAUCGCUGUUUUAUCUAAAGGAGCGGCAAAAUGGAGGUCUGCGGUCUAGUGACUGAGAAAAAUGAGCCAGUGCCUCUGAAGAGCAUCUCGGUGGAGGUUCUGGUUCAGGAUCAUGUCUCCACAGUCUCCUCCACUCUGCAGUAUGUGAAUGAGGAAGAGCGCCCCCUGGAGGCCUUGUUCGUCUUCCCUCUGCCUGCUGAUGCUGCUGUCUGCCACUUCAGUGCCAAGAUCGGAGAGAAGGAGAUUGUGGCAGAGGUGCAGGACAGAGAAAGCGCCAGGGAUCAGUAUGAUGACGCUGUGAGUUCGGGUCAGCAGGCGUUUCUGUUGGAAGAGAGCGCAGAGAGUCCUGAUGUGUUCAGACUGAGUGUCGGGUGUCUGUCUGCGGGUCAGAACGCUGCCGUCACCAUCAUCUACGUCACCGAGCUCUCUGUGCAGGACGACCACUCGCUGCGCUUCUGUCUGCCGGCUGUACUCAACCCCCGAUACAGUCCAGCAGGUUCAGCUGCUGGUAUAGUCUCAGAGAUUUCAUCGGGAGCUGUUCCCUACACGCUGACUCUCGGUGUUCAUGUGAGCUCUCCAAAGCCCAUCUCCAAACUAGAGUCCAACUGCACUCUGGGUCCUCUGGUGUUCCUCCGCUCUGAUCACACUCAGGCUACGGUGAACCUGAGUCCUGGUCACAUGUUUGAUAAGGACUUUGAGCUGUUUGUGUACUAUCAGGAUACCCAUCAGCCCUCUGCUGUAGUGGAGGCAGGAGUGACCACUGCCCCGCCAGGUUCUCUGAUGAGGGACACAGUGGUCAUGAUAAGUUUGUACCCAGAGUUCCCAGAGGAAGUGAUGAAAUCACUGGCAACUCGAGGCGAGUUUGUUUUUGUGAUUGACAGAUCAGGCAGUAUGGACUGUGUGAUGCAUCAUGGGGAAGGAGCACAGAUGCGCAUUGAAAGUGCAAAGGACACUCUGCUGUUACUCUUGAAGAGUCUGCCCAUGGGAUGCUACUUCAAUAUCUACGGAUUUGGCUCUGAUUUUGAGUCCUUCUUCCCUAAAAGUGUUGAGUACAAUCAGGACACAGUUGAUCAGGCUCUGAAGAGAGUGAAGGAAAUGCAAGCAGACAUGGGCGGCACAGAGAUAUUACAGCCUCUAAAUCACAUCUACAGUCAGCCCUGUUACCCCGAUCACCCCAGACAGCUGUUCAUCUUCACUGAUGGAGAGGUGUCUAACACUAAAGAGGUUCUGGACCUGGUGAAAAGUCACGCUCACUCUCACAGGUGUUUCUCAUUCGGGAUUGGUGAGGGUGCGAGUGCCGCCCUCAUCACAGGAAUGGCCAGGGAGGGAUCUGGUCACGCUCAGUUCAUCACAGACAGCGACCGCAUGCAGCCCAAAGUGAUGCAGUCUCUCAGGUUUGCUCUGCAGCCCGCUGUGCUUAAUAUCUCUGUGGAUUGGACGCUUCCAGACGGUGUUACUGUUGACACGCUGUCUCCACCCUUCAGUGUGCUCUUCCAGGGUCAAAGGGCACUCAUUUAUGCCCAACUUAAAGGAGAGAGUUCAGGAGUCUCUGAGGGAACAGUGACAGUCAAAUACAGUCUUAAAGAUCAACCGGUAACAAACCAGCUCCACUUCCGCCUCAAACCAACUGAAGAAACAGGGUUGUCCAUUCACCGGCUGGCGGCUCGGACCCUGAUCCGUUCUCUGGAGCAGGAGGAGAGGUCCGGUCCUGCAGAUGCUGAGGGCAUCAGGAGCAGGAUGGUGGAGCUCAGUGUUCAGUCAGGAGUGAGCAGUGUUCAUACAGCCUUCAUUGCUGUGAAUAAAGACAGCAGACAGACUGUGAAAGGACCCCUGCUGCAGAGAAGAGUGCCGACAAAUGGUUUGUCUUUUGUUAUUGCCCAUAUGGAUGCAAAUUAUGACCGCAUAACAGUCCACGGGUCAAAAUUAUCUGCACUUUGUGUAGAUGAACAGUCAUUUCAUGCUUCAAAGAUGCAGGGUGUGAUAUCGUUCCCUGAGCGGACGUUUGUAAAAAUGUCCAGUUGGGUACCAGAAGGGAUCAAGAACUUUUUCCACCGUGGAUCUGCGACUACGACUCCCUCGUCUUAUCAGACAGACUCUGAAAACAAGAAUAGACAUGCUCCUGAGCCCCCGAAGGACGCUCUUCUUCAGCUGGUUUCUCUCCAGAAGGCGUCCGGCUGCUGGGAUCUGGACGAAGCACUGGCUGAUGUGUUUGGGAAGACGGAGGAUGAGCUGACCGAUCAGAAACCAGCACAGGUGGAUGGGUCAGUAUGGGUCACUCUCCUGGCUCUGAUCUGGUUAUACGGCUGUAAAAUAGAGCAGCAGGUGGAGUGGCAGUUUGUGGCCAUGAAGGCAGCGUCAUGGAUCGGCUCUCAGAAAGUGGGAGAUCUGUCUCAGUGUGUGUGUGCGGGGAAUGUCCUGCUCGGAUGUCAGGUGACCAAAGAGACUCUGGGAAUCUGAAGACAUCAGCGUUUCUCCGAAGCGGACUGGCCAUCGCGAGCACGGGGAAAAUUUUACACUAUAUAGUUUGACCAUGUAUUUUUAGUGAAACUCUAAUCAUACAAAUGGAAAAAAUACUUCAGUAAUUUAAGUGAGUACAAAUCUUAAUGUUUAAGCAGCGAUAUUUAAUUGUGUGCUUCUAAUUUUAUAGCAACAAUUUGGACAGGACAAGUCAAAACAAAGUCCUAAUCCCAGCUAAACACCAAAUGCAGACCUUGUGCCAAAAACUAAAGUGUUGGGACACCGCCUUCUUUAGAACAGAAAAAUGCACAAAACUGUGGCAACAAAGAUGGAUAUAUAAUUGAUACGUUUCAAAAUUGUAUUUUCAUAUUUGUUGAAGCAGUUUUGGAAAUGUCUAAAAUGACCGCAGCCGUAUGUACGAGUUUUUUGACUGUUUGGUCUGGUGGUCGCAACAGAUUCUGCAAACCAGUAGAGUUCUUCCACACUGACACAGUCAUUUCUUUUCGAACCUUGCCUUAUACACAGAGGCAUUGUCAUAUUAAAAUAGAAAAGGGUCCUGUUUAAAUUGUUGCUAUGAAAGUAGAAGCGCACGAUACCCUAGAAUAUUGCUGUAUGUGUAAACAUGAAGAUUUGUUCUCAUCAAAAUUGCUAAAGUAGUCAAACCUGUUCAUUAGAAGGGGGUUGUCCCGGUACUUGUGCAAACAAAUUACAGUCAGGUGGUUGUUUUUUAACGAGGUGGAGAUGUGUUGAUGAAAAUAAAAUUGUGAAAAUAGUAAACACACAUAUAAGGGGGAGAGAGAGAUUAAAAAAGGAAAAUCAAGUUCUAAUGCAGUGCCUUGAUUUAUUUUGCACUGCCUCAGUCUAGGGAUUUAAACUUUUUUUAUGUGAUAAUGACAAUGGUUGUACAAGAAAUAUUGUUGCCCGUGGUUUCAAAAUGUAUUGUGGGUUUAUGGGAUGGCCUGGAUGAGUGUGAGAUUUCCCAGCCUGUAAUUUUACCCCAGUCCGCCCCUGGUCCUUCUACAUCCUCCUCUGUCAGAAGACCAAAGAACAGAUACUGUUACAUUUACUGUUAAUCCGCUACUUGUUUCAUUAACAUUUAGUCCAUUUUAUUUGCUUAAAUCUUCAGUAAAUUCUGAAUAUAUGUGACUUGCACCAUUUAAGUUUUAUCUGCUAAUAUCUACUAGUAUUUGUUUAGUAAUUAUCAAUAUUGACAUUAUCGACCUUGUAUAAGUGUCUGCCUGCAGGUAACAGUUUUAGAAAAGCUUAUGUGGAAAACAGUUGAAAUCCUCGGAAAGGUAAUAUGUUGCAGACAUGAGGGUGUCUCUCAGUGGCCUCAUGGUUGAAUAAGAAGGGAGAACCCAUUUUGUUUUCUUAUCUUAAAUGUAUUACAGACAUCUUCAAAAGCUGCUAUAAGUGUUUUGUUAUCUCCCUGCUCGGCUCUUUACACUGAUUGAUCAUCACUGUAGAGAAUUUAAAGCAAUAAAAAGACAAAC
Molecule: messenger RNA, 4040 nt
Organism: Puntigrus tetrazona (Sumatra barb)
Lineage: Eukaryota; Metazoa; Chordata; Actinopteri; Cypriniformes; Cyprinidae
Product: von Willebrand factor A domain-containing protein 5A-like
Exons: 20
Coding region: 121-2547 (808 amino acids)
Source: RefSeq, a predicted model, not a curated record